AUGGGCGGAUUGUCAUCAAAUUUCGAAGAAGGCAGUGAACCACCAGCGGCUAAAAACUUGAAAUUUUCGACUUCAUUAACUGGAUACGAACUCGACAUGGAGUAUAAACAAAGCAUAAACAACACCAACACCAACAGUAGCAGCAGCAACAACAACAACAUGACAAGAGACAUGGAAUAUGAUGGUAGGGCCACACCUGUGCUUGAUGAACACUCGCCAACUCAGUCAUCCUCUACCUCAUCAUCUCUACUGACCAUGACUUCAUCUAACUUGAUGGUAGCGCCAUCCUCUUCCUCGAAACCGGAAAGCAAGAGUCACCACCAGUCGAGACUUGAGGAGUUAUUCCUCAAUUUCACGAAAGCGUCUGGAAAAAUUUUGAAAGGUAGAAACAAAGCAUCCUUCGAUGAUGAGGCUAGCAGCGACCACAGCGUCCACCACCACCAUCGCAAUAAAAGCAAACAUCAAAAGCACGAUGACGCUAAAGAAUAUAAACGACGCGAUGAUUACGACGCCAACGAUGAUGAUUACGGUCAUCAUCACAACCAUCACCGCCAUAAGAGUAGAGAUAAGAGGGAUAGCGAGAGUAGAUAUUCACGACGAACUGAUGAAUUGAAAUCAAAUGAAAGGUACAAAGAGAAAGAAACUUCGAAGCACAAAUCGAGGAAAGAUGAGAGCAGACACAGAGAGGAUAGCGGGAAGUAUGACGGUGACGACGAUGACGACAGGUCACCACCGCCACCUCCACCUGUCCGAGUUACCACAGCUUCAACUUCCGUCACAAAUCAGUCGAUCAUAUUUUCCACGGAUGGUCAUUCUCUGGUCAGUGCAACAUCAUCCAUACCUUUUCCAUAUUACACCCAGCAGUUACCGAUCAGUGUUUCAUCAUCCUCGAACAUCAUCACUAAUCAAGGGGUCUAUCAAGCAGUAAAUACACAAGAUGGUAUUUCUCAACUUCAAGCUGUGCCAUCCAACGUCGAUAAUUCCCAGUACAUGUAUGAAGAAGUUGUUUAUCUAUUCACUGAGGAAGAUGAUUCUGUUGGUCAGUUGCAGCAGAUUGGUCAGCUGCCCAUGCAACAACAGCCACAACCACAGGCUCAACAUUUAUUCCAAGGAGGCAGCAGCAACAAUCCCGGAAAUAUAAUUGUCGCCAGCUCGACUGACAACUUGUAUGGAGAUAGGUACUUGUAUCACUCUAUCAUCAAAAGUGACAACAACGUCGUUCUCAUUCCCAGUCACCUGCCCCAGCAACAACAACUGCAACAGCAGCAACAGUUUGCUCUGCCACUGACUGUUCAUCCGCAGCAACCGCAACCUCAAAUGAUUCUUCAGCCUCAGCAACCAGUAGUGCAACCAGUACAACAGUACGUGCCCAUCAAUGUACCACCACCAGUUCAACAGGCACCUCAACUUCAUCACCAGCAAGUUAUCGUCCAGCAACAACAACAACAGCAACCGUACUCGCUUCCUCCUCCUUCUCUUCCUCCACCAGCCAUCCCUCCUCGAACCAAUCUGCCCCCUCCACCAUUUGUUUUCACUCAGCAACCACCCCCACCUCUUCCUCAAGCUUUUGUACCCGCCCCAUUUUAUGCACCACCUCAACUGAAGCACGAGGUAACAGUUCCACAACCUCCACAACCAUCGCCCUACUCAUUUGCUUCAAAUUCCAUCAGCGUGAUAUCGCCAUUGUCCUCUUCGUCGUCAUCCACUUAUCUACCAGCUGAUCCCGUUAUGAAAGUUGGUUUAAAGUUGGCUUCAGAUCUGUCAGUUAGGCCUCCUCCAACUAUGCCCGCCAUGAUCAAGAGACCCUCCAAUCUGACGACCAUCACUCUCACGGAACCGGAUGAUGCACUGAAUUAUGAGGAGGGAGUUAAUUUGUACGGCAGUGGGGAUGUGCUACGUAAAAGUGGCACUGUCUACUGCAAGGCCCUCAACCCCAGUAUGUUCAGCAGCUGUGUCUACAGCAGUAGAUCCGUGAGCAAGUCUCUCAGCUACAGCGAGAUUGAAAGGCAGAAGGUUAAUAAAGGCGUCGUGCAACCGCUGAUCAACAACAACUCCGGCACCCUAACAGCAAUCAAACCGUCACCGCAGCAACAACAACAACAAACAUUUAUUUCUUCUUCUAACCUAGUCUUGCUGUCAAAUAACAAAAGCAACAUUGCAGCACCAGGCAAAAGCAGCAUUAAUUUACAGUCUGGCUACAUUGGUGUUAGACCUGGGAUAGUAUCUACCUCUACAUCUGCUACAUCUACUUUCAAUCCAACCUUCACCAACACAAUUAUUUCUCGUGCUGCGCCUCCGAAAGCUGCCACAACUGUCUGCACGGCUGUUGCUAAUGUUCCAUUGAUUUUUUCUGCUGCUGGUGCAGUUCUUACUUCCGCUGGCAACAGCAUGCCAUCACUUUCAACCGCGGCAACGACAACAGCCACGUUGGUAUCUAAUCCCAUGCCACUGGUGACCACUUGUGUCAAUGACGUCAUCAACAACACAAAGACUCUUCCAGAUUCUUCGUCGACUACCAUGAAAACGUCAUCGUCUUCGUUGCAGCUCGAAAAUCGAAGCAUCAUACCUGCGCAGGAACCAGAUUCAACCGGAUUGCCAGACACAAAUUACAACAGCAGUGAUUCAUCUGACCUGGAGGACUUUCCAGAUGCAAUUACAUUCACUGCACCUCUGGCAGUUGUCAAUUCAAACCCUCCUCUCAACACCCGACCGUCUUUCAUACAAAAGCAAUUUGGCGGGAUAAAGAACGCUAGCAUGACUCAACCGCCAGAUAUUCCUUCCAAUCCUAGCAGAGGGCCCUCACCGUCACCUCGCGUUCCGUUGAAUUUUCUCAGUCCCAGCAACGUAAGCGCCAUUGCCACAAGAGCGGUAGAUAUCUUGAUGAGGGUACCAAGGGCACCAUUGCUUCGAGGCCCCCCUCAGCCCAUGUUCAGGGGGCCGAUUAGCAGGUUACCAGCUCCUCCUCAUCAACCCAUCUUUCCAUCUUUUUCCAUGCCGUCGUCCAUACGCAGACCUCGGUUUUAAGUUGCUGAUGAAUUUAUGAAGAUUUGAAGAAUUUUUUUUUCAUCAAAACUUUUAAAAUCUGAUUUUCAAUGCGAUGAAUAAACACGAAAGUUUUUUGGCAACUGAUGAUGAGUUUUUCGAAUUAAACUUUGUCGCUCGCCGAUGCGUUUUAUGUUUCUAUUGACACAUUUUUUCAAAACUAAUUGAGAAGUUAACAAACAUCUUUCGAAUGAUGAUGUUCGAUUAUUAUUAUUAUUAUUACGCUUACAAGAAAAUGUUUGGAAAUGAAAUAUAUAAUUGGCUUGAUUGUG
Helobdella robusta is the source of this 3314-nucleotide messenger RNA. RefSeq lists its product as hypothetical. NCBI's taxonomy places the organism in Eukaryota, Metazoa, Annelida, Clitellata, Rhynchobdellida, Glossiphoniidae. The transcript has a single exon. The record is from RefSeq and is a predicted model, not a curated record. Bases 1 to 3024 code for a protein of 1007 amino acids.